Molecule: messenger RNA, 1263 nt
Organism: Bipolaris zeicola 26-R-13
Lineage: Eukaryota; Fungi; Ascomycota; Dothideomycetes; Pleosporales; Pleosporaceae
Exons: 1
Coding region: 1-1263 (420 amino acids)
Source: RefSeq, a predicted model, not a curated record
AUGCCGCGUCGACUUCCAUGGGCGAAGAAAGACACAGCAGGAGCAAAGAAAACAACCCCAUAUGCAGACCUUGUACCGCGCAUAUCUGAUAAUGACGAUGAGUUCUUGGAAGACGUGAUAGCGGCCAGCAGUAGUAAAGGAAAUCAACAAGCCAGCGAGUCAGAUGAUGAUCUCCCCAAUCUACCAGCAGAACCGUCAACACCACACACCAAAUCCAGAACAAAAGAUGCAUGGAGAAAGGGACGUGAAGUUUCGUCAUCACCUCCACCUCUAGCGGGAGAUCUCGAGCAACCACGUGUUGAAUAUAUGCACGGCGCAAUCUCCAAAUUCGACCUACGCGACGAUGAAUGGAUGAUGGUUGAAGACGAAUUUCUCCAGACGGCAAAGCUAUUCACUCGACACUUGCACAUUGCAGAAUACGAGAAACUCAAGGAGACGAUUGAGGAAAAGAAAGAAGGUGCUGAUGUAGCGAGGCCAGUAGUUCCCAACGCGAAGAUGUCUGAUGUUGGGGUCAUGAAAGAUAGAGCCAAAGCUCAAGAGCAGAAGCAAAAGAGAGCUCUUCAAGCCGUUUUUGCGUCUCAAGACGACGAUGGGGCAGAAGAACAACGGGCUUCGCUUUCAACCCACACGUCACGGGUUCCAACAACAACACCAUCAUAUGCCGCCUCCAAAAGAACUCUAGGAACCUCAGCAAAGCAGCAAUCAGUGGCACGCACAACAUCAGACAGCGAUAGCGAAGAUCUCGAUACUCUACGGCCCCCAGCAAAGCCACCCCUCAAAGCCACCAAAUCGGCCCCAUCAAAAAUAAGCAGCACCCCAAGUCGACUGAUCGGUGCCUCGUCUCUCAAUCUCACUACCAAAUCUUCACCCCCUACCUUCACCAAACCCGCCCUGCCCCCACCCCCAGCAAAAUCCCGCUCAAGACCCCCCCGCCUCGCAAAACCCUUCGACAUGCUCGACGACUGGACACCCCCCAAAUCGCAACCCCCACCCAUUCCGUCUCCCAAACCAACUACAAGCAAACCCUCUCACUCCUUUGAUUCCACCGAAACAGUGAAACAUGGCCUGCAUACGCGAUCAGCGAGUUCAGCGGCGGAAAUGGGGGCGCAGCAUGUGAGACAUGAGGGCGGUGCUGGGGGUAGAGAUGUUGUGGAGAGGUUGGUGAAGCGUAAGGUUGAGCGGGAGAGGAAGGAAAUGGAGGGUCAGGAGGGGAAGAAGAGGAGGACAGGGGAUGUGGAUGAUAUUCCAACGUUUUUGUUUUGA